AGUGAAAGGAAAAAGGGUUCGCUUAUUUUGGUAAUUCGCGACGAGCAUGCAUGUUCGCGGAUCGUCCUAGCGAUUUUUAAUCCUAAUUUAAAUGGGAAUUUAGCCGUAAGUUUUAACUAAAAUCUGUGCCAACGAUGAAACGGAAGGACAAAUUUGAAAGUGAAACCGGAUUCGAAGGAUGGGGCGAUUACAUGGGCGCGAAGAUCUCCAAACUGGAAGAUCAAUUCCGCCACUCGGCAGCCGCUUUAUCGGAGCGUUUGUCUAAUCUGUUCGAGGGAAUUUCGGUCUUCGUCAAUGGGUACACCAAACCCUCGGCAGACGAGCUGAAGCGCAUGAUGAUGCAGCAUGGAGGCAUUUUUCAUCACUACAAGCGACCCACGACGACUUAUAUUAUUGCCUCCAAUCUGCCGGACGUCAAGGUGAAGUCCAUUACCUCGGAGAUCAUUAUUAGUCCCCAGUGGGUGGUGGAUUGCGUGGAGCAGAAGCGGCUGUUGGAUUAUAAGAAGUAUCUGCUUUAUACCAACCAGAAAGCUUCGCAGCCUAAGCUCGCUUUUGGGAAGUUGGACAGGAAUGUUGACAUUCAAAAGCCAGUGACAAAACCUGACAACGAUAUAAGCAAUGAUGACUAUAAAAAUUUGAUGAGUAAAUUGCAUAUUCUAAAUGAGCAAAUCAAAGAGUCAGGUGGGAUCGAUACUCAGAAAAAGAACGAAGUUCCUAAACAUGCAAAUGAUUCUGGAGGAAUAGAAAAUGUCACAACUAACACGCAGAACUUGGAACAAGUUCAACAAGAGCCCGUAGCGAAAUCUCCGGAAAUUUACAAUGAAGGUGAAUCGGGUGAAGCCUCUCAAAGCAAUGUCGCACCCUCUUCGAACCUUACGGUAGUUCCUAACGCUCAACCAAAAGUUUCUCCACAAAGAUCUCUGAACGCCACCGAUCCCAACUUUCUGACUGAAUUUUUCAAUAAAUCCCGCUUGCACCACAUCGCAACCCUAGGAGCAGGUUUUAAGCAAUACAUUUCGGAGCUGAGAGAAACCCACGACGGAACUUUUCCGGAUCGAGACAAUCUCAGAUCCCUGAAAACCUCCAGCGACGAGUUCGGAUCAACCGGCCCCUUCGUGAUGCACAUCGAUAUGGAUUGUUUCUUCGUAUCGGUCGGGCUGCUCAAAUAUCCCCACCUUCGGGGUCAACCAGUGGCCGUGACCCACAGCAAGGGAUCCGACGCGGGAAAAGUUCAAUCGCGCCCGGGUCAAAAUCGAUCCCUGGAAAUCGAACUUUACCAAAAGCGACUAGAAGAUCGCUACAAAACGCCGGACAUUCCGUACCAGUCGCGGCUGCUCAAUAUCGACGAUAACAAUUCGAUGUCCGAGAUCGCUUCCUGCAGCUACGAAGCCCGAAAGGCUGGCGUUAAGAAUGGGAUGUUCGUGGGGUCGGCCCUCAAAUUGUGUCCCAAGCUGAAAACCAUCCCGUAUGAUUUCGAGGGCUAUCGGGAGGUGGCGUUCACGCUUUACAAUACCAUUGCCAAGUACACCCUGAACAUCGAAGCGGUAAGCUGCGACGAAAUGUUCGUGGACCUCAGUGACCUAAUUUCCUCGGCCGGAAUCGACGUAAUGGAUUUCGUAAGCUUCGUACGGGACGAAAUCAAGUCCCAAACCGGUUGUCCCUGUUCGGCCGGGGUUGGUGCCAAUCGGCUGCAGGCUCGCAUGGCAACGAAGAAGGCUAAACCGGAUGGGCAGUUUUAUUUGAGCCCGGAAAGUGUCGUGGAAUAUAUGCGAGAUGUUCCGAUUGGUGAUUUGCCUGGGGUUGGUCCGAGUACUACCUACCGAUUGAAGCAGCUGUCCUGGAAUACUUGUGGCGAUUUGCAGCGGGUUUCCACGUUUAUUCUGCAACGGGAGUUCGGGAAAAAGUUUGGGGAUACGAUUUAUCACGCCUGUCGAGGGAUCGAUGAGAGGCCGUUGGUUUAUGAGCAGGUGAGGAAGUCGGUUUCGGUGGACGUGAACUAUGGGAUAAGAUUCAAGGAUAAUGUGGAGGUUGAAACGUUUAUGAAGCAACUUGCUGCAGAGAUCCACAAAAGACUCGUAGAGAUCAAGCGUAGGGGGAAGUUGAUAACGGUCAAACUUUUGAUCCGAUCGCCGAAUGCGCCUGUUGAAACUGCCAAGUACAUGGGUCAUGGACUCUGUGACGUAGUCACGAAGUCCUGUCCUUUGGCAGAUUUCACAAACGAUCUGGAGGUUAUCGAAAAGACCAUUCUUUCUCUUAUGAAUCAUGUAGCGGCUCCUGCUCAUGAACUUCGAGGAAUCGGAUUGCAGAUUUCCAAACUAGAAGAUAAAAAGUGUGUAGCAGAACCUAAGAAUUCGCUAAAGAGCAUGUUUCAAAAAGUUGAAGCAAGGAAGGAGAUUUUUAAGGAAGCAGAUGUAUCAAAUGAAAUUUUGAGUAAACCACCGACUACAGAACUUAAAAAUUCGCUCAAAACCAUGUUUGAAAAAGUUGAAGCACGAAAAGAGAUAUUUAAAGAAACAGCUGUUCUGUAUAACACAUCGACUGAAGCACCGACUGAACCUGUUACAGAUGUUCCACAAACGACUACUGAUACGACUGCUCAAGAGAAGGAGGAAACUCUCCCAAUUUUAAUUCCAUCAAACUUGCCAUUGGCUUCGCCAAAUAAAAACCAAAUGUCGAAACUACAAGUAACACCGACUAAAAUAGUAACGAUCUCCGUACCAAACCCACCAACUGCUCCUUCGACCCCGAAGAAACAGGAUGUCUCCAAAAAACCUGGCCCUAGAGUUGGUAGAGGACGAGGCCGUCCUCCCAAAUCCCUAACCAUGAAUAAAUCCAAACAAACCAUAAACAUUACUCACUAUCUAAAAGAGCGUCAAGUUGAACCGAAGAAAAAAGAACCGGAAAUACCGGCAGGACUUGACCCCGAAGUACUAGCGGCUCUCCCAGACGACAUCAGACACGAGGUCAUCAAUGAUUACAAACUACAAAACAAAUCUAAUAACCAAAAAUCGGAAGUUCCUUCAAAGCGCGUUCCUUCUCCCCAACCAUCCACAUCUACGGCGCAUUUGUCCGUAGAAAACUCCUGUUCCUCAAAGCGAGCGAACAACAUGCCAGAGAAAAUAAACGUGGAUCUCAAAUUUCUUGAAGCUCUCCCACCGGAUCUACGCCAAGAGGUGGAAAAACAAAUCGAGAUGCAGCGAGAAACCAUGAUCAUUACCAGUGACGAACCGGAAUUCUCCGAAACCCUUCAGGUUACCCCCGAAUCAAGCCCUGUCAAAGAAAUCCCUGCAAAUGUACAAAAUGGGGGUCCAAAAGUUCCGCCUCGCUGCCGGCUGCAGGAACCCGAAUCCGACGAAUCAGACCAGCAACCGGACAACAUUCUGCUGCGGCUCGAGUGGCGUAACAUGUUGCGGUCCUGGCUGAACAGCACCGAGGAACCGCAACCAGUCGAUAUCGAGCUGAUCGGGGUCAACGCCCAGGAGCUGAUCGAGCAGAAGAAGCUCAACGAAAUCUACCUGUGCUUGAGGUUCCUGUUUCGGGUUAUCGAAGAGCGGGGUCUAUGUGCCUGGCAUCAGGCAUACUUCCGGAUCGUGCAUGCUGCCCAGAUACGGAUGCGGGAAAUCUAUGGCACCAAGCUGGUGGUGCGGGAUGGGUUCGGGUGUGGCGGACCGGGGUGUUGCAAUAUUGCCCUGUGAGUGGCGGCAUUGUUUAGUUGAUUUAUUGUUGAACUUUUUUAUUUUUUUUAAUGUUAUUUUAUGAUAGAGGAAAUUUUAUGAAUAGCACUCGGGCUGACUUUGUUUUUGGGCAUCCGAAACCUUCCGAAUAUUAGAGCAUCCUGGAUUUUUUUUUUCACAUACACGAACUGUGUAAAAAAAACCACGAAAAAAUCGUGUUAACAUGCGAGAAUUAAUUCCCGAAAAUCGUGUUGAAAAACCAUGAAAAAAAACCUGGUUAUUCCGAUACUCUGAAAUUUAAGACAGCAUGUAACUAAACUUACUUACCUACUUACUUAAUGAUCCCGCGCCGAUCCUGCGGUGCAUAGGGCCGUGGUAAAAGACCUCCACUGUUGACGAUCCGGAGUCAGCGUCUUACCUGGUUCCAGUCAAGAUUCUCGUCGACAGUUCGGAUUUCAGCGGCUAGGCUUCGCCGCCAUGCGAGUUUCUGGGUCUGCCUCUUCUUCGAUGUCCUUCUGGAUACCAAUCUAGGGCCUCUCUGCAAAUAUCAUUUUCAUCUUUCCGCAGUGUAUGCCCAAUCCAUCUCCACUUACGUUCCCGAAUCUCGAUUUCUAGCGCCCUUUGAUGACACCGGCGAUGUAGUUCCUCAUUCGAGAUCCAGUUGCCAGACCACUAAGCGCGGAUGAUAUUCCGCAGGCAGCGGUUUAUAAAUACUUGCAGUUUUCGCGUCGUUACCGCAUAUGUGCACCAAGUUUCGCACCCGUACAGAAAUACGGAUUUGACGUUUGAGUUGAAAAUUCGGAUCUUAGUUCGUAGAGAGAUCUGGCGUGACCGCCAGAUGUUUCGGAGACUCGCAAACGCAAAUCGGGCCUUUCUGAUCCGGGUUUCGUUGUCUUUCCUGGUACCACCAUCAGGUGUUAUCUGGCUACCAAGAUACUGGAAGCACUCCACUUUCUCAACCUGUUGCCCAGCUAUCAUGAAACUGGAGGGAUUUCCUGUGUUGAUAUCCAUCGACUUGGUCUUUCUGACAUUGACUUUGAGACCUGCUGCCUUGGAACUUUCGGUGAGGUCGUCGGGUUUGCUCUGCAUAUCCGGUUGUGUUUGGGCGAGCGAAACAAUAUCAUCAGCCAGGUCAAGGUCGUUCAGUUGCUCCAAUGUUGAAGGAUUCCACGGCAAUCCUCGGUUCGGUGCUCAGUCGAUCGAUCCAGUCAGAAUCUCAUCCAUUACGAUGAGAAAAAGUAGUGGGGAUAAGAUACAUCCCUGUCUCAUUCCAGCAGUUACCGGGAUUGGUUCGGACAAGACACCAUCGUGCAAAACCUUGCACGAAAAUGUCUCGUAUUGUGCUUCGAUGAGAUGGACUAGUUUCUCUGGUACUCCUCUUCGCCUUAGAGCCGCCCAAAUGUUUUCAUGGUUAAGUCGGUCGAAUGCUUUUUCGAAAUCAACGAACACCAGCAGAAGAGAGUCCUGGAUUUCAUUGAUUUGUUCCAGUAUGAUUCGUAGCGCUGUGAUAUGGUCCACACAUGAUCGUCCGGAUCGGAAUCCAGCUUGUUGCCGUCGGAGUGUAGCGUCGAUUUUCUCUUGGAUCCUGUUCAGGAUCACUUUGUAGAGUACUUUGAGGGCUGUACAGAUCAACGUUAUGCCUCGCCAGUUACCGCACUCUGUCAGGUCUCCUUUUUUCGGGACGUUUAUGAGGAUACCCUGCAUCCAGUCAGCCAGGAAUGUUGCAGUAUCCCAGAUAUCAGCGAAAAGACGGUGCAACAUUUGAGCUGACAGGGCAGGGUCAGCUUUCAGCAUUUCAGCAGGAAUGCAAUCGAUCCCAGGUGCUUUGAUGGAUUUCAUGUUUUUGAUUGCCGCUUCUAUUUCAGCCAACGAGGGCGCUUCCGAGUUGACGUAUUUAUGCGGCUUACUGUUGGCGCUUCGAGCUGCGAGUUCUAUUGGCCAUCGCUAUUCGUGACUCGGAAGAGUUGUUCAAAGUGCUCAGUCCAUCGUUUGAGCUGAUCUGUUCGAUCGGUCAAUAACUGAUCUGCUCGGUCUUUCAGCGGCAUUUUUGCACUAAUCCUUGCACCACUGAGGCGGCGAGAAAUGUCAUAUAGUAAUCGGAUAUCUCCAUUGGCGGCGGCUCUUUCUCCCUCUUCGGCUAGGGAGUUUGUCCAGGCUCUCUUGUCUGGUCUACAAGCUCGUUUAACUGCCUUUUCCAGCUCCUCAUAACGUAAGCGAGCGGCUGCUUUGGCUGACCCGGCACAUGCCUGCUCAAUUCCGACUUUCGCCUUUCUCCGAUCAUCGACCAUCCUCCAAGUUUUAUCCGACAUCCAUUCACUUCUUCUUCCACAAACUUUACCGAGAGUACCAUGGCUUAUCGCGAUAAAGGCAUUCUUGAUUCCACACCACUGUUCUUGGACUGUUCCGUCUGUCGGCAAUUCCGAGGCUCGGGAUUCUAGCUGUUCAACAUAUGCCCUUUUCACCUCUGGAUUCUCCAACCGGCGGACGUCGUAUCGACACCCGACUUUCUUCUCGCGCCGUUGGACACCCGCAACUCUCAGUCGUAUCUCGCCAAGAACGAGGUGAUGGUCAGAUGCAAUGUCUGCGCUUCGUUUAUUGCGGACAUCAAGAAGACUUUUUCUCCAUUUUCGGCUGAUGCAAAUGUGUUCAAUUUGAUUUUCCGUUCGGCCAUCUUGGGGUACCCAAGUGACCUUAUGUGCUGGUCGAUGGGGGAAGAGCGAUCCACCGAUCACCAUGUUGUUGUUGCCACAAAAUUCUACAAACAGCUCUCCGUUUUCGCUCAUCUGUCGUAGGCCAUGGCGCCCGCUCAAGGUCUUGAUUGUCGGAGCCAAUCUUUGCGUUAAAGUCGCCCAAAUGGAUUUGAAUGUCACCCUUCGGAAUUUUCUCCACCACGCUGUUCAGUUGACUGUAGAACUGCUCUUUCUCCUGCAAAUCGGCAACGUCAGUUAGCGCAUAACACUGGACCAUUGUAAGGUUUCUAACCCGUGUUCUAAAUCUGGCUACGAUUAUUCUUUCGUUUAUCGGUUCCCAUCUAAUGAGGGCUGCGUAGGCCUGUGGGCUUAACAGGAAACCAACUCGUCGUUCCCGAGUAGCAUGUUCUCCUCGUAUGCCAGAGUAAAGCAGGACUUGCCCGGAUUGUGUCUUGUGUUUUCCAGUAUUUUGCAACCAUAUUUUGUCAGCAUCUUCUCAUAGCGCUUCCGUGCCCGAGUUUUAGCCGUCGAUUGUUGCCGCUCAUCGCGGUUUGGGAAGUUCUGUACCUUGUAUGUAUGUAGUUUUGCUCUCUUCUUUGCAUUCUGAACGUAGCUCUGCGACAUGCCGAUCUUUUUAGCCAAAUCACGGCUUGAGAUGUUGGGAUUUGCUUUAAUCAUCCGCUUCACCUUUCCUGUUGCGGUAUAACCUCACAACAGGGGUUUAAUUUGGACGAAGUAAAAACACUCCUUUUCAGCAGAUUCAAUCAGCUUAAAAGCUGUAAACAAAUUUUAUUUUAAGUGUUUUUUUUAAAGGAUGUAUAAAGGAAAAUCUGUGUAAACUUACAUUAAAGUGUCCUUAUCAAAUUCACAAACUCUUCAAAUGUUA
Molecule: messenger RNA, 7250 nt
Organism: Uranotaenia lowii
Lineage: Eukaryota; Metazoa; Arthropoda; Insecta; Diptera; Culicidae
Gene: Rev1
Product: DNA repair protein Rev1
Exons: 3
Coding region: 135-3695 (1186 amino acids)
Biological process (GO): error-free translesion synthesis; error-prone translesion synthesis
Cellular component (GO): nucleus
Molecular function (GO): DNA-directed DNA polymerase activity; damaged DNA binding; deoxycytidyl transferase activity
Source: RefSeq, a predicted model, not a curated record